AAUAUUUGAAAUGAGUCUUGCGCGGGAUUGGACCACGUGGCGAUCUGUAAGAAUUCGACCGUUGUGAGAAAUUCUUCUUCAAGUGUCUCCAUAGAUCCGUUCAUUUUUCGUCCAUCUUCAUCUGCACAGCAAAUCAAUCAUUCACUUACCAACGUAGUCUCUCUCCCUUAAUGGCGAUAGCUGCGGAGCAAGAGAAGACUCAUUCCGAGGCUUCAGCAACCGAGCAAAAAAGAUGGACUCUCAAUGACUUUGAUGUUGGCAAACCUCUUGGACGAGGAAAGUUUGGUCACGUCUAUUUGGCGAGAGAAAAGAGGAGCAAUCAUAUAGUGGCUCUAAAAGUGCUAUUUAAGAGCCAGCUGCAACAGUCGCAGGUUGAACAUCAACUACGACGGGAAGUUGAGAUACAAAGUCAUCUUCGACAUCCCAACAUAUUACGGCUUUAUGGUUACUUCUAUGAUCAGAAACGAGUUUACUUGAUAUUAGAAUAUGCGGCGAAGGGUGAACUUUAUAAGGAACUACAAAAGUGUAAAUACUUCAGUGAAAGACGUGCUGCUACAUAUGUUGCAUCAUUAGCUCGGGCUCUCAUUUAUUGUCAUGGGAAGCAUGUAAUACAUAGAGAUAUCAAGCCAGAGAACCUGUUGAUUGGUGCACAGGGUGAGCUAAAGAUUGCAGAUUUCGGAUGGUCAGUGCACACAUUUAACCGUAGGCGUACCAUGUGUGGCACACUAGAUUAUCUUCCGCCUGAGAUGGUGGAAAGUGUUGAACAUGAUGCUAGUGUGGAUAUUUGGAGCCUUGGUGUCCUGUGCUAUGAAUUUCUUUAUGGGGUCCCUCCUUUUGAGGCCAGGGAACACUCUGAUACAUAUCGAAGGAUUGUCCAAGUGGAUUUGAAGUUUCCUCCUAAACCAAUUGUGUCUUCUGCUGCUAAGGACCUCAUUAGUCAGAUGCUUGUCAAGGAUUCUGCAAACCGCCUACCACUACACAAGCUUCUAGAGCAUCAGUGGAUUAUUCAAAAUGCCGAUCCCUCUGGCAUCUGUAGGGGUUGUUGAGUUACAUUGCUGGUGGUGGAUUGUUUUAAUUUCUUGAUGAGUUUCAGGAGCUUUCUUUUGUCGGGUCAUCUCUGCCAAACAUUGUCACCUCUGAUGAGUAAAAAAUGUAGUCUUAUCUGGUUCAUCACUUAUCUGCAGUCUCCAAGCUCUGUAGAAAUAAAACUAUUGUACUUUGGCCAAAAAUUUUUAAAAUUCUUUUGUAUUCUUAUCCAUCAGGGUAAAAAAAUGUAUUCUUUGUAGUUUCUUUUGCCAUACCCAGUGCAAUGCAAUCCACCGGUCAUUGUUAUUUUGGCUUUCGGAAAAUAAUAAUAUAAUAGUUAAUUGCAA
Mangifera indica (mango) is the source of this 1373-nucleotide messenger RNA. Its product is annotated as serine/threonine-protein kinase Aurora-2. Lineage: Eukaryota; Viridiplantae; Streptophyta; Magnoliopsida; Sapindales; Anacardiaceae. The record is from RefSeq and is a predicted model, not a curated record. Gene Ontology annotation, biological process: regulation of cytokinesis; protein phosphorylation; mitotic spindle organization. The coding region runs from base 171 to 1046 and encodes 291 amino acids. Gene Ontology annotation, molecular function: ATP binding; protein kinase activity. The transcript is spliced from 9 exons. Gene Ontology annotation, cellular component: spindle microtubule; chromosome passenger complex; spindle midzone.